AUGGAUUCCUGGCGCUGGCGCCCGUCCGUCGAGAAGCACUCGUUCCGCUUUCUCAUCAUCGUCCCGGUCGUUCUCGCCGUCGCCACGGCCGCCACCCUCUUCAUCCACUCUGACUACAACCUCGCCGCCGUGACCUCGGGCCGCGCCUUCGCCGUCAUGGCCGAGAUCCUUAGCUUCGUUGCUGGUCUGUUGACCGUCUACACCGUCGAGGGCGCCCGCAUCUGUAACGCUCCCAACGUGCUCAUCGCCUAUCCCACGGGCCCUCUGCUCAUCUUCAACAUGAUUGGCGGUGCCUUCAUCUGGCAGCUCCUCAUCAUCCCGGCCUUCUUCCACCGCGCCCGUGCCAUCCUCAAGGCCCGGGGUGACGCCCGUCGCGACGACGAGGCCGAGGCCGUCCGCGCCCUCGUGCCCCCUGCCAAGCGCUUCCUCGCCGCUACUAUAUCAUCCAUCUCUUCCUCCACCACCCCCGAUGAGGUGCGCUCGCUCCACCUCGAGUCCCACCGCGCCUCCCUUGCCCUCGUCUAUGCCGCCCCCGACGACCGGCUCAUGAUGACCCGCAAGACCCUCGGCUUCAUCGAGAUCGAUAUUGUCUUCACCGGUUUCACUGUCCUUUACUGGCUCCUCGUCGAAGCUGGCUGGCAGGUCGUCGCCGUCAUGCUCGGCGUUUCCGUUGUUCUCGGUCCUGGCGCGGGCAUCUGCGCCGGCUGGGUCUAUCGUGAGGGCAGCUGGCAUGAAAUCUUUGGCCGCGGCCUAGGUCGGCACAGUAGCAGCCUCGGCCAAGGCGCCGAAGAGCGCGAGGGCGGUGCGGACGAGCAGACACCCCUCCUUGGCUAA
This is a messenger RNA of Parascedosporium putredinis, 834 nucleotides long. Lineage: Eukaryota; Fungi; Ascomycota; Sordariomycetes; Microascales; Microascaceae. The record is from the annotation of a GenBank genome assembly.